UCUUUUUCCCUCCAAGCACAAAGCCUCCGCCACAGAGAAGAGGAAAGAAGAAGAAUUAGCAGUGAAGUAGAAGAAUGGCGAUUGAGAUCGCAAAUCUAGGGUUUCAGUUGAAUCCACUUCCCACAUUCUCACCAGUCUUCGUUCCAAGAACGGUCCUCAAAUCCUCUAAACGGUGUCGUUUCGAUCGGAGAAACCUUCUUCUUCUUCGCCCUCCGGCCUCGUCUCUCGUCGACGAACAGCCACAGGUCUCCUUCACGGAACCGGAGAAUCGCCUUAUCGAUUCACUCGUCGGAAUACAAGGUCGCGGUCGCUCGGCGUCUCCUCAGCAGCUCAGUGAUGUUGAAAGUGCAGUGCAAGCUUUGGAAGGUUUAGGAGGUGUGCCUGAUCCGACAAGCUCUAGUUUAAUUGAAGGUCGAUGGCAGUUAAUGUUCACAACAAGACCCGGAACUGCAUCCCCAAUUCAGAGAACAUUUGUGGGAGUUGACAACUUCAAUGUCUUUCAAGAGGUAUACCUUCGGACAGAUGACCCACGUGUGUCCAAUAUCGUAAGAUUCUCUGAAGCAAUAGGCGAGCUAAAAGUAGAGGCAGCAGCAUCAAUUAAAGAUGGAAAGCGGAUCCUUUUCCGGUUUGAUAGAGCAGCCUUUUCUUUCAAAUUUUUGCCAUUUAAGGUUCCAUAUCCAGUGCCGUUUAGGCUUCUAGGAGACGAAGCAAAGGGUUGGUUAGACACUACAUAUUUGUCACAAUCUGGAAAUCUUCGUAUCUCAAGAGGAAACAAGGGCACCACGUUUGUUCUGCAAAAGAACACUGAACCAAGACAAAGAUUUCUAUCAGUCAUUUCCAAGGGUACAGGAGUAAUGGAGGCAAUUAAUGAGUUCAUCUCCCUAAAUCAGAACAAGGCUACAGGUGAACCACAGCUCUUAGAGGGAGAAUGGCAAAUGAUUUGGAGCUCCCAGCAAGAGACAGACAGUUGGCUAGAAAAUGCUGCCAAUGGCCUUAUGGGGACGCAGAUUGUGAAGGGUGAACAAUUGAAGUUUGUGGUGGACAUUUUGCUUGGGUUCAGAUUUUCCAUGAUCGGCACAUUCGUGAAAACUGGAGCAACCACGUAUGAAGUUACAAUGAAUGAUGCAGCCAUCGUGGCUGGCCCAGUCGGGCUUCCAAUGGAAAUGGAAAGCAAGUUCAACUUAGAGUUGCUAUACACUGAUGACAAGAUUAGAAUCACCCGAGGUUUCAGAAAUAUUACUUUCGUCCAUUUACGUGUGGGCUGAUCCGAUCCCGAAUAUAUAUCCAUUUAUCCAUUUGAACGAAGAAAUUGCUCUAUCGUUCUGUACAUUUUAGUAUAAAUAUAAAUCUCAGUACCACUUUAUUUA
This is a messenger RNA of Vitis vinifera (wine grape), 1367 nucleotides long. RefSeq names its product probable plastid-lipid-associated protein 12, chloroplastic. Lineage: Eukaryota; Viridiplantae; Streptophyta; Magnoliopsida; Vitales; Vitaceae. The record is from RefSeq and is a predicted model, not a curated record. The transcript is spliced from 11 exons. The coding region runs from base 75 to 1265 and encodes 396 amino acids.